Molecule: messenger RNA, 3218 nt
Organism: Neogale vison (American mink)
Lineage: Eukaryota; Metazoa; Chordata; Mammalia; Carnivora; Mustelidae
Gene: SLC2A12
Product: solute carrier family 2 member 12
Exons: 5
Coding region: 155-1876 (573 amino acids)
Biological process (GO): transmembrane transport
Cellular component (GO): membrane
Molecular function (GO): transmembrane transporter activity
Source: RefSeq, a predicted model, not a curated record
AGAAACAAAGUUGGUUACAAAUCACACUGGUGGUUAUUUUUUUUUUUUUUCACCCUUCUUUAGCAGGCGACCAUGGGGAAAGUGACCACUGCCGUCAGAGCGGGCAGCCCGGGUGGCUCGGGGCCGCGGGGGCGCCUGUAACUUCUCCGCGACCAUGGUACCUGUUGAAAACAGCGAGGGCCCCGGGCUGCUGAGCCCCGGGAGGACGGCGGCGGAGACCGAGGGCAGCGGCGCAGCCAGCGGCAGCCGGCAUCCUCCCUGGGCCAGAGGUUGCGGCAUGUUUACUCUCCUGUCAUCUGCCACAGCUGCUGUCAGUGGCCUCCUGGUGGGUUAUGAACUUGGGCUCAUCUCUGGGGCCCUUCUUCAGAUAAGAACCUUAUUAAACCUAACCUGCCAUGAGCAGGAGAUGGUUGUGAGCUCCCUCCUCAUCGGGGCCCUUCUGGCUUCCCUCACUGGAGGGGUCCUGAUUGACAGGUCUGGAAGAAAGGCUGCCAUCAUCUUGUCAUCCUGCCUCCUUGGCCUCGGAAGCCUAGUCUUGAUCCUGAGUUUAUCUUACACAGUUCUCAUAGUAGGCCGCAUUGCUAUAGGGGUUUCCAUUUCACUCUCUUCGAUCGCCACGUGUGUUUACAUCGCAGAGAUUGCUCCACAACACAGAAGAGGUUUUCUCGUGUCCCUGAAUGAGCUGAUGAUUGUCACUGGCAUACUUUUCGCCUACAUUUCAAACUACGUGUUUGCCAGUGUUACCCAUGGAUGGAAAUACAUGUUUGGCCUUGUUAUUCCCUUGGGAGUUUUGCAGGCAAUUGCAAUGUAUUUUCUUCCUCCAAGUCCCCGGUUUCUGGUGAUGAAAGGACACGAGGAAGCUGCUAGCAAGGUUCUCAGAAAGUUGAGAGGCGUCUCGGAUGCAACGGAGGAACUCACUAUAAUAAAAUCUUCCCUGAAAGAUGAGCAUCAGUAUAGAUUUAGGGAUCUGUUUCGAUCAAAGGACAACAUGAGGACCCGGAUAAUGAUAGGCUUGACACUGGUAUUUUUUGUGCAAGUCACUGGUCAGCCAAACAUACUAUUCUAUGCAUCAACUGUUUUGAAGUCUGUUGGUUUCCAAAGCAAUGAGGCAGCCAGUCUCGCCUCCACAGGGGUUGGAAUCGUCAAGGUCAUCAGCACCAUUCCUGCCACUGUCCUUGUAGACCACAUUGGGAGCAAAACCUUCCUCUGUAUCGGCUCCUCGGUGAUGGUAGCUUCACUGGUGACCAUGGGCAUCGUGAAUCUCAACAUCCCCAUAAACUUCACCAGUAUCUGUAGAAGCCAUAGCCCUAUCAACAAGUCCCUGGAUGAGUCUGUGUUUUAUGGGCCAGGAAAUCUGUCAGCCCGUGAUGACUCUCUUAGAGAACUCUUUAAGGGGAUGACUGCCCACACCAGAAACUCCCUAAUGCCCACAAAAAAUGAUGUGGAUAAGAGAGGGGUGACGACCUUUCCAAGUGCUGGACUGAGCCAAGCUGAAUACCAGACAGUCACAGACCCUGCGGACGUCCCAGCUUUCUUGAAAUGGCUUUCCUUAGCCAGCUUGCUUGUUUAUGUUGCUGCUUUUUCAAUUGGUCUAGGACCAAUGCACUGGCUGCUCCUGAGCGAGAUUUUUCCCGGUGGAAUUAGAGGACGAGCCAUGGCUUUAACUUCUAGCAUGAACUGGGGCAUCAAUCUUCUCAUCUCUCUGACAUUUUUGACUCUGACCGAGCUCAUUGGCUUGCCGUGGGUUUGCUUUAUAUAUGCAAUCAUGAGCCUCGCAUGCCUGGCUUUUGUCGUUGUGUUUAUCCCCGAGACAAAGGGACGCUCUUUGGAACAAAUAUCAGCGGAGCUGGCAAAAGCGCGCCCAGCACUGUACUAGGAAAGAAUUGAGGACAUAGGAGACGAGGAGUCCCCAGCUUCUUCCGUCGAGGAGGCAGGCAAGAAAAUACAGAGCAUCACAAAUAUUUCUCAUUGUUGGCAAGCACAAAGGAAAAUCACAUAUAUUAGAGGAUGUCAUUUAUAACAUCUUCCUGAGAGAGAGAAUACCGAAGCAGAAUCCUGAAGGAGUGAUCUGGGCCAAGAGGAGUACGUGGGAGUCAGAGGAGAAUCGCACUCAGAGGCCAGUGUGCUCACUGGUGGGGUCUGAAGAGGACAAGUUCUGGGUUGGGGAUCGAGAGAUGAGUCCAGAGCACAGGGCAGAGAGGAGUCAGGAAGGGUCUCGUCCGUCUUGGUAAAGAAUUUGAAUUUCAUGCUGAAGGCAGUGGGGUAUAUUUAAAACAAUAGGGCAGGGGAUAAAAAAGUUACCUGAUUUUUUACGGAGGACUCUGGCAAAAUACUGAGAUUGGAAGGGGGCUGCUGAGUGAGGGAGACCAAUGGGAGUCUUGUGAAGAAAUGGGGUAGAAAACUAUGGGGCUGGAUGGUGUGCACGGAUGAAAUUAGAUGACUUGGAGCUGGAUUGGAAAAGACAGUUGAGGGAAAGGAGAAAAUCAGGAUCUUUCUCGAGAAUAGAGAACUAACCCAUUUGGGGACAUCCACCGAAGUAAGACGAGGAGGAGGAAGAGCAGCUUGGGAGGCUGAAGUCUGGCGGGGGCUCCCAUACCACACUGAGUUCAGUUUGUGCGUACUGUCUGUGGGUUCCUAUAGGACACACGAGGGGAAGGAAGAAAAGAACAGUGUGCGUUGGAAGCUGGUCCUGGACAUAUCAGUGUUUAGAAAGAAGUGCGUAUAAAAUCCGGGGCAGACCCACAUUUUGUGAAGCCUAAGCUUUUCAGGGCCUUGUUGAAGGAAAAAAAAGAUACAAAUUAUGAAUGUAAAAUUAGGUAUGACUGUGUGUGUCUUAGAAGAAAGAGGCUGUGAAGUGAGCGGCCCCGGGGUUGAAGUGUCAUUGCCCUUAUGGUAGGUCCAUCUUGAGCCUUUCUAACUUUUGCACUUUUUAACUACCUGUUUAUUAGCUGGGGGAGUGAAAUAAAGGUUUGCUAAACAACACUAAUUACAAAGUUGAGCUGGAGAGAAAGCUAUUAUGAAUGAGCUGAACAAAAAAGGACCUACUUACUCUGCUAUCACUCCCUAUUACAUUCUUUUUUUUAAAAAAAAAAGUCUAACUCGAAACUGGAAUGAAUAAAUAAUUUGGAAUUAAGGUUAAGAAAUUUUCAGGUCUAUUUUUCAUAUGGGGUUGUUGGAAUGUAUCAAAUUGCCAACCAAAUAAAAAUAUGAGGACAAAA